GGUGCAGCGACCAUCAUUCUUCAUGUGGCGGAAUUUUCUCUGCCACUUUGCAUUUUCAUAUAUUUUCAAAAUGGACGUCGGCGAGCACUGCAGUAACCCGGGCUGCAACCAGAAGGACUUCCUGCCGUUCGCUUGCGACUGCUGCAACGGGAUCUUUUGCCUCGAGCACCGCACGUACGACGCGCACGCAUGCGCCCAAGCCGGCGCCAAGGACGCGCGGGCGAUCACGUGCCCGCUGUGCCGGGCGACGAUCCCGCUGACCGGCGCCAUGGACGUCGACGAAGUCUGGGCCGCGCACGCGCGCACGAACUGCAGCCCCGACAAGUACGAGGAAAAGAAGAAGCCCAAGGAGCGCUGUGCCGCCGACGGUUGCCGAGAAGUGCUCACUGCGUCCAACACGGUACAAUGCAACUCGUGCCGGAAGAAGGUGUGUCUCCGCCAUCGGUUUGAAACCGACCACCAAUGCCCACGCCGCGCUACGCCGCCAGUGCGACCAGCGUCCAUGCAGCAGCGCAUGGGCUCGUCCGUCUCACGCCUCGUGCAGUCGGCCAAGACGGCCGCAGCGGCGCCCAGUAAGACCACCGUCACGGCGGCCUCCGAGAGCUGUCCGAUGUGCCAAGAGAAGUUUCGAUACACGUCACAGCUGAUUGCGCAUGUGAACAAGGCGCAUCCUGACAGCGGCCGCGCGCGUCCUUCGGCGGCGCCCAGAGCGAGCGCGGCGCCUGUGGCUUCGAGCGGUCAGGAGACAUGUCCUGUGUGCAGGGCAUCGUUUGCUGAUGUAACGCAGCUCAUUGCACACGCCGAGUCGGCCCACCAAGGCCAGGCGCAACAAGGCAAGGGUGACUGUAGCAUGAUGUAGAUAAAUCGAGCCAAAACCACUCACUAGACACCACAUCGUUCUCUUCUUGACGUGCAACGAGGGUUGUCGUACGGCAAAUAUUAGCCCAUUAAGCUACCAGCGAGGAGAUUCACAUUUGCUGAAGUCUUCGGACGGAGAAUCUGUCCAUGAGAUCUCCC
Saprolegnia diclina VS20 is the source of this 1017-nucleotide messenger RNA. RefSeq lists its product as hypothetical. The transcript has 3 exons. The coding region runs from base 23 to 859 and encodes 278 amino acids. The record is from RefSeq and is a predicted model, not a curated record. Gene Ontology annotation, cellular component: cytoplasm. NCBI's taxonomy places the organism in Eukaryota, Oomycota, Saprolegniomycetes, Saprolegniales, Saprolegniaceae. Gene Ontology annotation, molecular function: zinc ion binding.